Messenger RNA from Blepharisma stoltei, 1776 nucleotides. The record is from the annotation of a GenBank genome assembly. Lineage: Eukaryota; Ciliophora; Heterotrichea; Heterotrichida; Blepharismidae.
AUGGAUUCUGAAAAUCAUGAUCACGUGAAAAGACAACUCGGAGAUCUCUAUAGUUUUAAUUUUUCAAAUAUUAUAUUGAUUAGAGAAAACUGAGAAAUAAUUUUUUGCUAUAUCAAAUUAGCGAUUAUUCAUAGGCUUCACAAUUGUAAUAUAUUUAGUCCCAAUGUCUGGCUCCCCCCCUUCGUGAGCAAACAAAUAAAAUUUGUUUGCUCACGGAGAGGGGAAAUUUUUUUUUAAACAAUUUAAAUAUAAAUUUUGAAAAUUUUUUAAAAAUUGAGAAUCAAAAAUUAAUUUAAAUAUUUAAAGCGCAAGCAGUUUAAAAUUAAUCAGAAAGAGCUAGAGAUUUCGUUAUAAUAAUUAUCAUUUAUAUAUCAUAAUGUUUGCUCGCUCACGGAGGGAGGGGUUUUUUUUAACCAAAAAAUAGGGAUUUUUCUAAUGAUUUUGUUUGCUCACGGGGGAGUGAGAAUUUUUAAGAACAAAUGAAAUUGAAUGUUCCUCUGGAGAGAACAUAGAUUAUAGUUCAUGAACCUUUAUUGAUUGACCUCAUUGAAAACAGAAACGCUCUAAUGGAACUUCGCAUCUUGCAAAUCUUAGACCAAACCCUUUACUAUUUAAAGAAAUAUUCGGAUUAUAAUACAAAAGCUCUUUGUUUAACUAGUUAAAUAUUAGAUAUUUUUUUUUAAUAUUUUGAAAAUAUUUCUAGAAUUAGCAAGCUCAGAAAAAUAAAGCCAAAGUAUAUUUUGUAUUUAAAAUAGUUCUUUUCUAUUUAUGUUUUAAAAAAUGUAGGCCCAAAUAUGGAAUUAAAAAUGAAAGUCAAAACAUUUUUGAUAAGUGCAAUAAGCGAGCCAAUUUUUUAAAAAUAAGGCUUAAUAUUUCUAUUAACUUACUAUUAUCUAAUGCAGCACUUCUCUCGGUGUUCACCUUGUACUCAUCCCCAAAAUUUCUUUCUGUUAUCUUUUUCCUAUUAGAGCGGUUACGUUUUCAAUGAGUUCGAUUGAUAAAGGUUCAUGAGCUAUACCAAUAUUCUGAACAAAACUAUCAAAUCAUCAAAAAGCGUUAUUCUAGUCCAUGUGAAGAGUUAAUGAGUUUGUGCAACAGAGAUCGAGAUAGAAAUCAAAUUAAUAAAGAAGACUACAAAGAGAUAUUAAAAGAAAUUGCAAACUGAUGCUUAAAAAAUAUAUACGAAAAUUCACAACCUUUAGCAAUCUUCCGGGCAUUUUAUAAAUAUCUUGGCAUUGGCUUUGGAUUGAUUAGCAUUGCAGACUCUAUUACUCAGAUGGACUUUUUUGAAUUCCAUGAGGCAAUUUGUGUUUUUGCUAUUUUUAAUCAGUCAAUCUAUAAUUUGAUACCUAGCACAAGUAGCACCAAUGAAUUUUUAAAAUCCUUAUUUAAAGAAAAACUCGUUUCACACAUUGAUGAAAAAAUAAUCGACAAAAAGUCUCAAAUACUAUUACAUUGUGGCUGCAGAUUUGAUAUUUUUGAUAUAAAGGAUUUAACCCGAAAUUGCAAAUGCAAUGAAAAACUUUAUGAAUUUGAAAUUGAUCUGAUUAAAAAAUUAAAGAAGGAAUAUGAUUUAUCUAAAUCUUGAUUAAUUCUAAAAAGUUUUAAAAUUAUUCUUUGAUAUUUCUUUAUAAAAUUAUAUAAGACAGAAUCCAUUAUUCAUUAUUUUGAGCUAUAUGCAACCAAAAAAAUAAAGCAAAAAAGAAAAAUAGAUCAUGUUAUGAAUAUAAUGUUUAUGGAAAUGAAUUCUUGCUACUAUGAAUAUGAAGGCCCUAA